AUGGCCGGCAUCUACCGACGUUCGCUUGCGCGCAUCGGACGCAAGGAGAGCGAGAUCUCUGAGAUCCGCACCACACCCGCCGACGAGCUUUCCUCCUGGCUCGGCGAUGAUGUUUGCACAAAUUGCGGUGCCUCCACCCCGCACGGCAAGCUCUUCUGCUCCGAAGCCUGCAAGCUUGCCGACGCCAAGGAGGUAGCCCAGGCGUCCAUGAUCGAGAGCCUCGCUUCCCCCAUUCCAAAGUCGGACGAGUUUGCCAGGCUCGACGACGGCCUCAAGUUCCGCUACCCCUGCCCCCCUUCCCCUAGCCUGCUCGCCCAGAUGUCGGCACCGCUGCGCACCACCCACCUCACCUCGCCUGCCCUCGCCGCAUACCAGAGCUCGCUACCAGUCUCUCGAGGCCGCUACAGCCUCGCCUCCGCUGCCUCCAACGAGGCCGGCACCCAUGACGCUCGUCAAACCAAGAAGCGAAGCAGCUCUCAGUCCACCUUCUCGUCCAUCUCCGAGUCCAACGGCAGCCAGAGCGCAUUUGCAAGCACCGAUCCCUCGACGCCAUCCCCCGCUUACGGUCCCACCGAGGACGAGUCGAGCGACCUCGAUGCGCACGACUUCCAGCUCCCCCCCUCCGUCAGCACCGCCAGCGCCGUGAUGCUCCGCAAGAGCUCCAGGUCGUCCGCAUCUCAGGCCGCGCCUCGCCCCAUCACCGCCGACUCCCGCACUCCCAAGUCGCCUCUCUGGUACGCUCGUCGGCCCAGCAACACCAACUCGCGUGGAAGCUGGUACACCUCGCCCGCCAUCACCGCAACAACCAUGGUGACUGCCACCAGCCAAGACCACCGCAGCCCCACUGCCGAGCAACCCCGAUCUCCGCGCGACACCCAGGCCACCUUGACUCGCAGGGCUGCCAAGGACGUCCUCGCCCAGGCUUUCCCCUCGGUCCCCGUCUCGAGCAGCCAGUCGGCGCAAGGCGACCUCUUCACUGCUCGCCGCGCUCGCUCCGAGCAGAUCGAGACUCGAUCACCGCCUCCCGCGCAUUCCGUCGCCUCGUCUGCUGGCCGCACACUCCGCGGAGUUAGCCCGUCGAGCUCGCGAGCCUUCAGCCCUCGCAGCACCGAGCUCGGUUGCGACCGAUGCCGCACCAUCUCCAACGUCUCGGGUGACUACCAGCCCUACGGUAGCAGUCUCUCGUCUCGGUCGCGAGGCGCCUCCAAGUCGCCGCGCAUCGAAGGACUCAAGCAGUACCACAAGCACUCGCACAGUGCGGCCGCUGGCCUCUUCUUCACCCACAUGGCUUCGCGCGACUCGCUCGAGGCCGACGUGCAGGACGAGCGUCAGGGUCGCCCCACCGAGUCCUCGCGACACAGGAGCCCGCGCUCCGUCGCUGCCGACACCCAGCAGGAUGUGCGAGCCACGCCGCCGCGCGGCCGAUCCAAGGCGCGCGGCAGGAGCUCGCACCGACGCAGCCCUAGCCCUCCCCGCGCAGCUGCCCGACGCGAUUCGUCGCUAGUGGGCAAGCACGACUCUUCGCCCGCACCCAUCUCGCCACGCUCGCAGCCCAUCUCCAUCUCCAUGAUGGCUCGCGACUCGCGUCGCGCCAGCGACGACGCCGCCUACCACCACGACGAGGAGCUUCGCUCCGCACUGCCUGAACGACCAUCGCCGCUUGCCCUGAUCUCCGAGAACGAGGCGGUGGCCAAGGUCGACGUCGCUGAGCCGCUCGCAGAAGCGCGGGGUCGAACCCGGGGCCGCAGCUCGCGCCGUGGCCACGGCUCGCAGGAGCGCGGUUCCGCCUCGCGAUCUCGAUCGCGCUGGAUCCAGCCGGACUGCGAGGUCUCGUGGGCCGGCUACGGCCACCGCGCUUCGGACCGCGGCGAGGCGGAGCCCGAGCAGCAAAAGCGUCCGCUCCGCUCGCGCGCUCCCGAGUUCUCGGACCCUGGCUUCGACGACGUCGAUCUCGAGCUCGACGGCGACGACGAGCGCGAGGAGUCGCAGUCGCUCUCGUCGGGCGGCAGCUUCGGAUCGGCCGCUGCUCGUGGUCGCGCCAGCCUCCGCGCAUGA
Messenger RNA from Moesziomyces antarcticus, 2055 nucleotides. RefSeq lists its product as uncharacterized. The coding region runs from base 1 to 2055 and encodes 684 amino acids. The transcript has a single exon. Lineage: Eukaryota; Fungi; Basidiomycota; Ustilaginomycetes; Ustilaginales; Ustilaginaceae. The record is from RefSeq and is a predicted model, not a curated record.